CUUUUGAUACAAGCAUUCCAGAUUUAUCAACGUAUAAUGGUUUUUGAACAGCGCACAUUCUGGUUUGUUGCUGAUCUCCUUAUUGCAAUUCCUCGCAAUUGGUGGCAAGAUUUCCCAGGAAAGCCUACGAAUUAUGACUUUCAUCAGAGCUAUCCUUUGGGACAGACCACGUUAGAUGAUCCGGUUGAUUCAAUGUCCCGCUCAACGCAUGAACAAUUUUACUACGGAAUUGAUGAGCAAGCUCGUCGUCCAGCAGCACGUCCAGUUCAAGAAACUCGCCAAAAAGGAUUUCACGGACAAACACGGCUGAUCACUGUCACACCGGACGCCAUCAUUCCAUCGAUAAAUGAGCCAAUAGAAGCUAGCGGAGGCUCAAGAAGGCGUCGAAGCGAUUUAUUCGAUGUACGUGGAAGUGCUAAUGCAAGAGGCCGUCGACAGUGCGUUACUUGGGAGACGAUGACAGAUGAAGAACGUGAAGAAGUGCAGAGAAUGAAAAGGAAAGACGAGGCAUACAAGACGGCCUUAUGUGAUGCUUUCAAAAAAUUCGGUUUCUGUCCCUACGGGGAAGGCUGUCGCUUUGCUCACGGUGACAGCGAGCUGCGCCUUCCUGCACAGCCACGUGGUAAGGCUCACCCAAAGUACAAAACCCAAUUAUGUGACAAGUUUUCCACAUUCGGACAUUGUCCAUAUGGUCCUCGCUGCCAGUUCAUCCACAAAUUGAAGAAGGGUUUGCCACUGAUCCAGUACGAACGUCUCCUAGCGGCUGGUCAAAUCUCGCCAGAGAGAGAGGACGAAGCUCGAGCUCCUCAAAAUCGUCGUUCCUCAGGCGCGAGUCCAAAU
This is a messenger RNA of Strongylus vulgaris, 840 nucleotides long. The record is from the annotation of a GenBank genome assembly. NCBI's taxonomy places the organism in Eukaryota, Metazoa, Nematoda, Chromadorea, Rhabditida, Strongylidae.